Molecule: messenger RNA, 2091 nt
Organism: Oncorhynchus gorbuscha (pink salmon)
Lineage: Eukaryota; Metazoa; Chordata; Actinopteri; Salmoniformes; Salmonidae
Product: zinc finger protein 239-like
Exons: 2
Coding region: 216-1274 (352 amino acids)
Biological process (GO): regulation of transcription by RNA polymerase II
Molecular function (GO): RNA polymerase II cis-regulatory region sequence-specific DNA binding; DNA-binding transcription factor activity
Source: RefSeq, a predicted model, not a curated record
UCAGCCAUCUCGGUAGCUUGAUAGAGGAAAUAGCCGAACCAAUAUAGCUCUUUAGACGCUUUAGUGUAUAUUAGCCACUGUGUUUUAAAACCCACUUCUGUCGUCUAGAUAGUUAUCCGAUUUAAUUUCAUAUUUACGUUGUUAUUGGUCAGCUAGCUGGCUUGUUAAGUUAGCAUUAGCCUAGCUAGCUAACUGUUAGCCCUCAUCCCCCGACCAUGAGUUCACCAAGCUACUCUCCUCUUGAUGAAGAGGAGGAGGAGGUCUGCUGGACGGAGAAAGAGGGUCUGUGGCUGAAUGUUGUUGUGAAAGAGGAGAAGGAAGAAGAGGAUGUCACAGUAACAAAAGUAGAGGAAGAGGAGGUUGUUACAGUAAAACAAGAAGUAGAGGGUGAGGAUGUUACAGUGAAAGAAGAGGAGGACGCGUUCAGAGUGAAAGAGGAGGAAGGUAUUACAGUAAAAGAAGAGGAGGGAGAGAUAACUGUCAUAUUGGAAGAGGAAGAGGUUGGAGACCUGAUUAACACCAGAGAGAGACAAGACUAUCGUGGAUCCUCUGGGGAGCCUCAACAACAUCAUGAUGCUGAUGAGGCAGAGAAGAGUCUCUCGAGAGCAGAAAACCUAAAGAAACCCCAGCAGAGACCCACAGGGAAGAAAUAUCACCACUGCCCGGACUGUGGGAAGAGUUACUCAAGAUCAGAUUCACUAAAAGUACACUUGAGAAUUCACACAGGAGAGAAACCUCACUGCUGCUCUGACUGUGGGAAGAGAUUCACCUCUUCAGCAGACCUUAGAAGACAUGAGAGAAUCCAUACAGGAGAAAAACCUUAUAGCUGUAAUCAAUGUGGGAAGAGUUUCACAACAUCUAGCCAGCUGACUAUACACCAGAGAACACACACAGGAGAGAAGCCUUACCACUGCUCUGACUGUGGAAAGCGUUUUCUUAAGUCAGGACAUUUAAAAUCACACCAGAGAACACACACAGUAGAGAGACCUUAUAGCUGUGAUCAAUGUGGGAAGAGUUUUACACACUCAAGCUGCCUGAUAGUACACCAGAGAACACACACAGGAGAGAAACCUUAUAGCUGUGAUCAGUGUACGAAGAGUUUUGUUACUUCUAGCCGUCUGACUAUACACCGGAGAACACACACAGGAGAGAAACCUUAUGCCUGUGUUCAAUGUGGGAAGGGUUUUGUUACAUCUAGCAGUUUGAUUAUACACCAGCGGACACACAGGAGAGAAAUCAAUGUGGCAAGAGAUACUCUGGUAAAAAAUCUCUGAUUAAACUAUCAGAAAAUACAGCCUCCCGUGUGGCGCAGUGGUCUAAGGCAUCAGUGACAGUGUACUAGUCACGAUAUACACCCCCAAAGGGCCACGUCGUGACAGUGUACUAGUCACGAUAUACACCCCAAAGGGCCACGUCGUGACAGUGUACUAGUCACGAUAUACACCCCAAAGGGCCACGUCGUGACAGUGUACUAGUCACGAUAUACACCCCAAAGGGCCACGUCGUGACAGUGUACUAGUCACGAUAUACACCCCAAAGGGCCACGUCGUGACAGUGUACUAGUCACGAUAUACACCCCCAAAGGGCCACGUCGUGACAGUGUACUAGUCACGAUAUACACCCCAAAGGGCCACGUCGUGACAGUGUACUAGUCACGAUAUACACCCCAAAGGGCCACGUCGUGACAGUGUACUAGUCACGAUAUACACCCCAAAGGGCCACGUCGUGACAGUGUACUAGUCACGAUAUACACCCCAAAGGGCCACGUCGUGACAGUGUACUAGUCACGAUAUACACCCCCAAAGGACAACGUCGUGACAGUGUACUAGUCACGAUAUACACCCCAAAGGGCCACGUCGUGACAGUGUACUAGUCACGAUAUACACCCCCAAAGGGCAACGUCGGGACAGUGUACUAGUCACGAUAUACACCCCAAAGGGCCACGUCGUGACAGUGUACUAGUCACGAUAUACACCCCAAAGGGCCACGUCGUGACAGUGUACUAGUCACGAUAUACACCCCAAAGGGCCACGUCGUGACAGUGUACUAGUCACGAUAUACACCCCAAAGGACCACGUCGUGACAGUGUAC